Brienomyrus brachyistius is the source of this 3026-nucleotide messenger RNA. RefSeq names its product succinate-CoA ligase ADP-forming subunit beta (gene sucla2). The coding region runs from base 51 to 1436 and encodes 461 amino acids. Gene Ontology annotation, cellular component: mitochondrion; succinate-CoA ligase complex. Gene Ontology annotation, biological process: tricarboxylic acid cycle; succinyl-CoA metabolic process. NCBI's taxonomy places the organism in Eukaryota, Metazoa, Chordata, Actinopteri, Osteoglossiformes, Mormyridae. The record is from RefSeq and is a predicted model, not a curated record. The transcript is spliced from 11 exons. Gene Ontology annotation, molecular function: ATP binding; succinate-CoA ligase (ADP-forming) activity.
CAGGCGCAGCCCUCGGAUUUGUUAUUCUACAGUGGACUGUAUACGGAAACAUGGCGGCGACCCUGAUUUGUGGCCGGCUGGCUGCUAGAUUAAGAAAUUCUGGGUCCGGAAAGACACUAAACAAUGCAUCCAAGGUCCUGUGUGCGACCCCCGGCCUGUUUGGGGGCCAGGGCACUCUGCAGCAGCAGCCUCGACGAAAUCUCUCCCUGCAUGAGUACCUAAGCAUCGGCCUGCUUAAGGACUCGGGAAUCUCCGUACCCGCAGGCAUGGUGGCCAGCACACCGGAGGAAGCCUACACUGUGGCCAAACAGAUCGGCUCCAAGGACUUGGUGGUGAAGGCACAGGUACUGGCUGGAGGCAGAGGGAAGGGCACCUUCGAGGGGGGGCUCAAGGGGGGAGUGAGGAUCGUAUACUCCCCCGAGGAGGCCAGGGACAUCUCCUCGAAGAUGCUGGGCAAGAAGCUGUACACCAAGCAGACGGGAGAACAGGGUCGCAUCUGUAACCAGGUGUUCAUCUGCGAGCGCCGGUACCCGCGUAGAGAGUACUACUUCGCGAUCACCAUGGAGAGGUCCUACCAGGGCCCAGUGCUGAUAGGCAGCUCUCAGGGAGGCGUGAAUAUCGAGGACGUGGCAGCAGAGAAUCCCGAUGCCAUUGUGAAGGAGCCCAUCGACAUUGAGAAGGGUAUCAAGAUGGACCAGGCUGUCAAGGUGGCACAGAAGAUGGGCUUCCCUCCUGCCUUGGUGAACGAGGCUGCGGAGAACAUGAUCAAGCUCUACGAUGUCUUCAUCAAGUAUGACGCAUCGAUGGUGGAGAUCAACCCCAUGGUGGAGGACUCGUCUGGCAUUGUGAUGUGCAUGGAUGCCAAGAUCAACUUUGACUCCAACGCCGCGUACCGCCAGAAGAAGGUGUUCGAUCUGCGAGACUGGUCCCAGGAGGACCCGCGCGACCGGCAGGCCGCCAAGGCCGACCUGAACUACAUUGGAUUGGACGGCACCAUCGGAUGUCUGGUGAACGGGGCCGGCCUGGCCAUGGCCACCAUGGACAUCAUCAAGCUCCACGGCGGAACGCCAGCCAACUUCCUAGACGUGGGGGGCGGAGCCACGACGAGCCAGGUCACAGAGGCCUUCAAGCUUAUCACCUCCGACAAAAAGGUUCAGGCCAUCUUGGUAAACAUCUUUGGUGGCAUCAUGAGGUGUGACAUCAUCGCACAAGGGAUUAUCAUGGCCGUGACGGAUCUGGACCUGAAAAUCCCCAUUGUGGUUCGGCUACAAGGGACGCGGGUUGAUGAUGCAAAAGCCCUGAUCGCCGCCAGUCCGCUGAAGAUCCUGGCGUGUGAUGACUUGGACGAGGCAGCAAAGAUGGUGGUAAAACUCUCUGAAAUCGUCUCCCUGGCAAAAGAGGCCCAGGUGGAUGUGAAGUUUCAGCUUCCUAUUUAAACUGCCCCCACUCUUCUGGAGCAACAGGAGAGUCUGAACUGGAUCCUCCAAAGUGUUGAUGUGGGGUUCAGUGCUACACCUGUAUUUCACUCAUUCUUUCUUCCAUUCUUUCUUGUUUGUUUUCCUUCUUGGCAUGUUACCUUAGGCCCUGGCAUGACACCUUGUGCCCUGUGUCAAAGCAGCAUAACUGUGUGCCCCCUGUGUGCCAGCGCCCCCUGUCUGCCUCUCCCUGAAGUUUUCCAUGCUCCACUUCAUGCUUCCACACCCAGCUGUUUUUUUUUUAUUUAAACCCCACCCCCCUGCUUUCCUGGCCUUUGUACUAUUGUAUGAGAAUAUAUGGCAGCUGUUCUUCCUGCCCCCCAUGGCCUGUCACUGCUAACACUGGCUGUCCAUAUGAUGCAGAGCUGGGACGUCGCUAUGACGGUAUAGUUGUCUGACCCGCCCCUUGUUUAAGUGGCAAAAAGACGAAAUUGGCACUCCCUCAUCUGCUCUUACGUAGCAUAAUGCUGUUUAAUACGCACAAAAAACCUUAGCCUCUUCCCUUAUGGCCUCUAGGAAUGAAUAUUGACCUACAAGACUAUAAAUUUCCCACCCUCACCCCAUGUGUGUUUAAAAAAUGUUGGUUCUAAAUGAAUCUGUUUAAUUUCAGAUAGAAAACAGGUUACUGUCCUGCUUAAUACGCCACAGUAUGAUGAUGAUAAAUAACAGUGGUGGUUUCGUUCCCGUUCUGUGUGCCUUUGGUAGGUCUCUCACACAGGUGAGAGAUGUUUUUGGGGGAAGGAAUGUAGAUUGACAGCUGACCUGCAGAUGAUGGUAAUGGCUUAUGAACAUGUCAAAACAGUAGUAGCUACUGCUACAAGAACGUCAUUUGGUUAUGUAGCAGUAUUUAAAGCAGUCCAAUUAGUGUAAGGUCCAUCUGUUACUGUCCAGAGCUGUCCAGGACAAGUACGCUUGUAUGACAGCAAAGCCCCUUUUAGAAUGCAGAUUAAUGACUUACCAUCCCAAGGUGUCGCUCUCUUUGAUAAACUGCCGCCCAGCCGGAUGUAUUGUACUUGUGUGAUUCCCUGAGCAGAGCUGUGUAUAUAUGGCUAAGGAGUUUUGCUGAGGUGAGGAAAGGAGCUACUGUUGCCAGUAUUAGGGUGACUGAUGAACAACUGCAUGAACAAAUUCUUUUGAAGUGUCUUUACUACCAAAUUUAUUGGAACUGCAGUUUAUAUUCCGAAGCUUAUGAAUAGAAUCCUCACUCUUCUCACCUGCCCGUUUUGUGUACAUAAAUGGAUCUACUUCAUUACGGUUUAGUCACUCGCAGAAUUACAGCCGCCAUGCCGCACUCGCUGAAUUGUUCUCGUCACCUUUUAACGUGACCCUGGUGUUUCUGUUGUCACUGCGGAUGUAGAGGGUCCAUCAAGGAUUCAGAAAGCCCGUGUUGAAAUGCUACUUCUCCCUGUCAUUGUGCACAUGACCCAGAAUUGUAACGCGUUUUUGUAAAUAAGACCAACUCCUCUUUGUUGAAUAUUUGAAAUUUGCUAUUACGGGCAACAAGGGCAUAGGACAAUGACUGAUUAUUAAACGUCUGGAACACCAAAAAUG